AUGUGUGUGUACUGCGCGUGAUGUAGACUAUUAAUAAAAGCAAAGUCAUGUGAUUAAGUGGUGGGAAAUUGGCCUGUUGUUCACACGUCUCAUAUCUGGAUAUUUACAUCAUGCUGAGGGAUGGCAGUGUUCUAGCGUGAGUUGAUAUCAUUUGCUCACUGGCAUAAUUUUUUAGAGGAUAUUUGUUAUUCUUCCGGGCUAUUGUGUGCCUCAUGGACCGAAGACCUAGCGUGGCCUCCCUGGAGGACCAACUGCGUUGUCCCGUGUGUCUGGAGGUAUUCAACGAGCCUCUGAUGCUCGAGUGCGGGCACUCCUAUUGCCGCAGGUGCGUCCGCUCCAUGAAUCUGGACACGAUAGGCCAACUGCAGUGCCCCGUGUGCCGCUGCUCCGUCGACGGCCUGAGCCCUCCACUCAACCACUCGCUGGCUCGCCUCAUCGAAUCGCUGCUGGAGGUGAAUAGGCCGGGGGAUGCGCCAUCUGAGAACUGUCCGCAGCACCACAACCCGCUCAGCCUCUACUGCGAGGAGGACCAGGGGGUCAUCUGUGGCCUGUGCGCCAGCAUAGGAACGCACCGCUCUCACAAGGUUACCCCCCUCAGCAGCGUCUACAGCCGCAUGAAGGAGGACAUCUCGUGUCUCAUGUCGGAGUUCCAGGGCCAGAGGAGGAAGCUGGAGGAGCGGAUCUGUAAAAUGGCCUACAACAAAUCACGCAUCACCAAUGAGUCUGAUGUUCUAAAGUGGGUGGUGCGUAAGGAGUUUGGGGAGCUGCGUCGCUGGCUGGAGCUGGAGGAGUCCUCCUUCAUGCAGCGCGUGGAGGCCACGGCGUCCGGCCUCAUCGCCUCCAUCCAGACCCAGGCCGACCACAUGGGCACCCUGCUCACACGCCUCCAGGAGGCCCAGGACACCCUGCACGCCCUCAGCAACGAGGGACACCUCGCAUUCAUCACGAAGUACAGCUCGAUCGCCCCAAGGUUUAAGGAGGGCCAGCAGCGUCAGCAGCGUGAGGAGCGGAUCUACAGCUCCAUCAACUUUGACCCCGGCUUCAAACACAACGACAUCAAGAUGGCCGUCUGGAAGAGGCUGCAGCGCAGGGUGUUGCCAGCCCCCACCUCUCUGAAGCUGGACCCCAUGACGGCCCACCCCUUGCUGGUGCUCAGCGCCGACCUGGCGGCGGUAGAGUGCGGAGCCGUCCUCAGCCGCCUGCCCAACAACCCCGAGCGCUUCAGCUACAGCUACUGCGUCCUGGCCAGCCGCGGAUUCUGCUCAGGCAAACACUACUGGGAGGUGCGUGUGGGUUCCAAGCCCAAGUGGCGGCUGGGCCUCAUUAAGGGCACGGCGGGGCGCAAGGCCAAGCUGCCCAAGAGCCCGGAGGCGGGCGUGUGGCUGAUCGGAUGCCGCGAGGGCCGCGUCUACGAGGCCUUCACCACCCCACGGGUCACUCUGCCCCUGACGUCGCCCCUGGAGACCGUGGGCGUCUUCCUGGACUACGAGAAGGGCGAGCUGACCUUCUACGACGCGGGCAGCCCGGACGAGCUGCGGCAGCUCUACUCCUUCACGCUGGAGCUGCAGGGCAAGGUGUACCCGCUUAUCGACGUGUGCUGGCACGAGCGGGGCGCCAACAAGCACCCCAUCACUCUGCCAGCGCCACCGCAGAACGCACAGGAGGCCGCCGGACUCAGGAUCCAGAUCUAGAGUGGGAACAUACACUCCAACGGUCUCAAAGCAACACUAAAGCUCUUUUCUGGACUAGAAAUCUAGACACUUCUGCUGACACUGUCAAGGGCUGCUUGUGACUAUCCAUUGGGAUUUUGAAAUGCUCCUAAGAUCAACCCUAAGGCUGCCAAAUCAACAUGCAUUGCAUACAAUAUGUCAUGUAAUUCAAAUGCACUGGUUGGUGGUAGUGCUGUCUUGUUGUAUGCAGAGAGAUUCAAAAGACAACUUUUUAGCUGACCCCCUUUGUCUAGAACAGUGUCCCCGUUAAGGAACACUAGUCUAUUAAUAAUGAGUUUCUAAACCUUUCCUCAAUUUGAUAUGAGGUGAGUCUUACAUGCCCAGGCCAGCACUUUUCCUCUGUAGUCUCCCUCCACACUUUCCACUCCACUUAUCCUCUUUUGUUGCUCAAUAGGUUGGAAGCAGAAAUGUCCUUGUUCCAUCUCAUUUGAAAUACAGAUCAGAGCGACACGCUUUUGCAAACUUACAUAGGGCAGUUUUAUUAGAACUGACAUAAUGGCCCAAAAAAGAUUUCCAACAUAUUUCACAAAUUAAAGUCUGUGGAACUAAAAUUGCAUUCAUUGAGCUCACUGCUUGGUUGAAUAAGGGACAAUAAAGAGAAUAAAAAGGUAAUACUGUAUUUUUGUACAUUCAGUUUUAACCUUGAAUCUCAGGAUAUAUUCUAUGUACAUUUGUUAUAUUUUCUAUGCGUACCUACAUUAGUGUAAAUGCCGAGUAAGCCAGUGGUGGAAGGACGUACAGUAACGCGUUAAUAUUACCUUGUUUUGUGCGCUGUAGCCCCUUAAUGCACGCCGUACCUCCAGUGGCACGCUGUGAUAGUCACUGAAAAGUUAACUACUAUAGUACUACAAUGCUAUGACAUAACACAGGGCCCUUAGUAACGCACUACGACUUGGUCAUUGCCAUUCUGGUAACAGCAAAUGUAUAUAGCCUUGACUUAAUGGGUUAAAUGUGUGUGCUGUUUCCUGCUCUGAAUGACACAUAGUACAAGUAUAGUUGUUUGAAACCAUGUCAUUCAUAAAUUGUUGUGUUUUGUCUUUAGAGAAAAGAAUCAGUUGAAUAAUAGGCCUAUUUAUCUGUAAACUGUACAGCAAAUCCAAUGUAUAAUUGUAAGUAAUAAGUAAGACACAUUUCAGUUGUUAUUUAAUUGUUUCUUUUUAAUCUUGUUCACAUUUUUCUUGAGUAGAGCUACAGUUGAUUUGAUGUUAAUCUGAUCCGACAGUUGCCUGCUGCUUGAUAAUUACUGUUUCUUUUCUAAUCGAGAGCUUGUUGCCAGCCUUACCU
Molecule: messenger RNA, 3014 nt
Organism: Engraulis encrasicolus (European anchovy)
Lineage: Eukaryota; Metazoa; Chordata; Actinopteri; Clupeiformes; Engraulidae
Product: E3 ubiquitin-protein ligase TRIM50-like
Exons: 7
Coding region: 213-1691 (492 amino acids)
Biological process (GO): protein ubiquitination
Cellular component (GO): cytoplasm
Molecular function (GO): protein binding; zinc ion binding; ubiquitin protein ligase activity
Source: RefSeq, a predicted model, not a curated record